CUUGGAAAACGGGAUCAAAAACAGCAUGCCUUUUCUAAAAGUGUAAUUAGUACACGAAAGCAUGCUAUACAAGUAAUUUACAUAUACAUUAUCCUGUUUAUUCGAUUGCACAGUAAAGUUAACAACAUUUUCAGUUUUACAGUGCAUUACUCUACAAGCAAGUUUGACCCUCUGUCAUCGCCGUAGUUCCAUGCUGUGAAGCGGCUUUGCGAUUGAGGGGGAAGCACAGAGGCAACAUUUAAGCUCUACUUCUAAUGUUGCUCAGUCUCCAUGGAGGCUUUAAAGAUACUUUUUGACUUCCCGAGCCCCAUAGUACAAGUUCAGGCAGUGAGAAGUCUUGUUGCUGCUGUUCUUAAAGAGAAAGGUCCAAAUGAGAAAAUCACACAGUCUUCCACACAGGGCUCUGCCCUGGAGACCCUGUGGGAGCAGUGCUGCAGUGACUGCACUCUGGUGCGCUCAGCUUGCUGCGACGCCGUCGUACUGCUGGUGGACCAAGGCCACGCCAACCUGCAGUACGUCCUCAACAGCAUCCUCAACUUGCUGCCCUCUUCAAGAAAUGUGCAGGGGCUGAUCAAAGUAAUUGGACAGUUGCUACAGAUGCAGGCAGACCACAGAGACAGAGAGACACAAUUCAUCUGUCCUUACAGCAUCAGGAGUAGUCCCCAUCCAUACAUAACAGCCCUGGAGAACCGGUUGGACUGCUGGCCUGCCCUUCUCUCCGAGAUUGAUGACUUGGUUCAGCAGGCCGUUGACAGAAAUGAACCUGCCUACAUCAUCAUGCUGGCCCCCUUCCUGUGCUACCUCUACUGCCAACCUCAGAGGAGACCCGAGCACACCCUUUUUCGACAAGGCCUCCUUAGGGUGCUGCUCCCCACAGAUCCAGUUGGUCCACCUGUCCCUCAGGACAAGCGAUCUCUAGUGUUGGACAAUCUGCUCCAGUGUCUUUGCCAGCUAGCUCCACGCAUGCCAGUUGAUGAUGUGGAAGCGGUGCUGGAGCUGCAUGGAUUCAUCCGUGCUCUCCUUCCCAGUCUGUUCCAGCGGUGUGAAGAACCCUGGAGGAGCGAGAGGGUCAAAAUGUUGCUCCAGCUGCUCUGUGCCUGUCAGCGCUGCCUCAACUUAAAUGGAGAUUGUCGACCUCUGGUCGGCUUGAUGAUGAAGCUCCUCCCUUCGUGCCAACAGGAGCUGCCGCUGGAUGAGCUGUUAAUGGGAGUGGCCUUGCUGCUGUUUGAGGCUCCAGUAGCACAGCAGAGUUGCUUGCUCAGUCUCGUGUUGACUUUAGUACCUGAGGACACUGAGCUGUCCCCUUGGUUGAGUCCAGUCCUGGUUCUUCCCGUGCUGCAGCUUCUGUCCUGUUCAGAGCUCACAGAGCCGCUUGCAGAGCGCCACACACAUGCACUCAACAAAAACCUGGCUCACAGUGUGCUCCGCAGCAUCACCAAGCAGACUCAUAGAGUCCAACAGUCUAUUCUACCAGAAGCCCUUCUUUUGACUUCCUGGUUCAGUGAAAUAAGAGUGGCUGUGUCUAUACUGCGUCAAAUGGUGGAUCAUCCUUCAGCAGCUGUCGACUGGCUGCUGUCGCUCACCGCGGCUCUGUCCAGCAGCCAGUGUCUGCCGAGCUCUCUCACACUCAUCGUCACACACCUCAUCAUCACCAGCCGGGAUGAUGUCUGCCAGCUGGCUCUGAACGCCGUUCAGGCCAUCGCGGCGGCCGAUCCUCGUCAGGUCCCGUCCCUCCUUCCUGUGCUGCUCUUAAAGCUGGGCAAAGAAAAGAAUCCAGGCCUGGCUCAUGCUGUUCUCAACUGCCUGCCGAACCUCGGCACGCACAAGCUAUGCAUCCCGAUGGUGCUACAGACUCUCCGCAUGCUUGCGAGCAACCCCAAGCUGAAAGCUGUGGCCAUGCGACUCAUUACUGUCCUCUGGAAGAAACAGGACCGAGUUUACCCCGAACUGCAGCGUCUGAUGGCUGAGCAGAACAAAAAGGUGGUGAUGGGGAGAGACACUCAGUGGGAGCAGGUGCUGGCCAGGGCGGCCUGCCUUCGGGACAUCUGCAGAGAGAGGCCUUACCAGCAUGGAAGUGACAUGUUGGCUUCUAUUGCUUCUACCCUGAAUCAAUACACCAAACCAGACCAGGCGACACCAGCAGCUCUCGCUCUACAAGGACUCCAUGAGUUGUGCCGUGCAGAGGUCGUGGACAUGGUGUCAACAUGGAGAAGUCUUGGUCCAGAGCUCAGGUGUGACUCUCGUCCACUGAUGGUCAAAGCCGUCGCUCAGCUUCUGGCUCUGGUUCCUCAACUCACCGUCAAGUCUGAGGAAUAUGAGAAACUAAUGGAGGAGGUGGUGAGCUUUCUUUGGAGUUACGCCCUGAGUGAGGAUCCGGAGGUGGCCAGCUGUGGUUUUCAGGCUUUGGCGGACUUUCCUGAAGUGGUUCAUACGAUAAAUCAUCUUCCUAAGGCAGCCAGGCCUGCUGUAAAGCACGAGGAAGAUGAGUCGGAGGAGAAAGAUGAACAGGAGAAGGACCUCUCCGUGCCGGGUUCAUCUUAUGUGAAGCUGCUGGCUCUAACUGCUUUACCUGUUCUCCCAGCAUUCCAGCUCUUUUUAACAUCACUGGUGAAGCAGGAAAUGAGCCAGAUGCCAAGGGGGGUGUAUUUCUCAGCCCUAAAGGGGGGCAAUCUUCGUUCGGACCAGGGUAAAACUGUAGCAGGGAUCCCGUCGUUCAUGCUUAAGUACUAUGAGAAGAACAAGCAGCCUGGACUCAAACCUGGACUAGCAGCUGGCCUGUUGCUUUGCUAUGAGCUUCCCCGGCAGACCGACCGUGAAGGUCGAGCCAUUCAUCGUUUCCUUCUUAACCGCAGUCGUAGCUAUCAGCAGACCCUGGCCACUCUUAUUCACGAAGUGAACAUUCAGCCGUCCGAUUGGCACCGUGCGCUGCUCCUGCCUCAAGCGUGGCGGGGUUUCAUGAAUCGCACAUUCCAUGCAGUCCUCGAGGGUCGACAUGCCGAGUUGGAAAUGCUGUGUAAACAAGGCAAAGAGAACCCGGAAGACCUUCAGUACAAGCAACACUGUGCCUGGUUGUGGGCCAGAGAUCAGUUAGUAGAUGUCAUCAAAAGUGCAACAAAGGACAGUCCGGUUAUUCAGGGUAACUCUGUGCUUGCUCUGAGCGCCCUGGCUGCUGUCGUGACUAAAUAUGAGAGCAACCUACCUGCUGAUAAUGACGGCGGCCUUGGGGCUGGACCAGAGUUUGUGCCCACAAGAAGUUGGUUGGCCAUGGUGCUCGACACCCUGCUCAGCAUCAGCAGCAGCAACUACAAGGCCAAAGGUCAAGUGUUUCCAUGGUACCUGCAUCGCUCCUACUCAGGAGACAACACAGCAAGCGCCAUUGCUCGAUCCUGCGCCAGCCUGGCCCUGCCCCUGCUUGUCCCGGUGCUGGUUCUGUGGCACCAAGACGGUCUGAACCAGGUCUUGUCAACACUGCGGACAGGCCUGCCUGGGUCUCCCACUGCAGACGACUCUCACGCCAUACAGUUCCACUCAGGCCUGGCUCUGGGUAUGGUGUUGUCCAGUCUGCACCAUCAGCGCCUCAGUGAUGUCUCCUCUCAGCUGGAUGCUCAGCUCCUCCUCGACACUCUCUCUGCUCUGGAAGCUUGUUCCUUUGACACCAAUGUAGAAUACAAUACCGGCUGCAUGUUGGGUUUGGGUCUGGUGCUUUCAGCCUUCUGUAACAGCGGACAGACGCAGCAUCACGGCCGUGUAACGGCAACACUCGACAAACUACUGAGCGCCUUACAAGACAGCAGCGGGAAGGGACGCAUGCUGCAGGAGGUUUUGUCGUAUUCUGUGGCAUGUGUCAGCGUCUCGGCCUUCAGCGCAUCGAUCAUUGAUGCCAACAAGGCAGAGGAGGUCAUGAACACUCUGCGUACCUGGACGGAGGAAAGCCAGCAGACUCCAGGCUUCUCCAUGGCUUUGGGCCUAGUGGUCCAUGGCUUGUCUCUGUGCGGUCAUGGCAAAGCAGAGGACCUCCAACCUCGUCUACUGGCUGCUUGGGUCAAGAUUUUAUUGGCUGAGGGAUGUCCCACCAUGCAACGUCUAGCUGCUCUUAAUGGACUGGUGGCCUUAGUGGGAUCAGAGAGUUAUCUCGUUCAGCUGAAAAGUGAACAGGAGCUUUCCUCUCAUCAGCAGAGCAGACUUAAUGAGGUUAUUCGUACCAUCUCACAGAUUGUGACCUUCUCAGGAGCAAUCGGCUUGCAGUCCAACUGUGCCUGUCUGCUGGGUCACUUACAUUUGUCACACAUGUUCACCGGCCAUAGUCACACAGCAGUCCCUCAGGAUUUCAGCUACCUCUCGGAUAGAAGUGUCAUCAAAGCUGUCGUGGACUUGCUCACAGAAGCUGGAAAGAAAGGUCCAGAGUUUGCCCAUCCGAGUGUGGUCAAAACUGCUCUGACAGCUCUGGCCUCUGUUGGAGCCAGCUUCCAGUACCCCCCCAUCAACUGGAGUACUGUCCUGUCCCCUCUGAUGAGGCUCAGCUUCGGCGAGGAAGUUCAGCAUCAGUGUUUGAUGCUGGCGGCAGCUCAAGCUCAGUAUUCCCAGAACGCAUCACUCUUUCUCGGCUCCUGGCUGUCACCACCUCUUGCGUACAGUAUCAGUUCCCAGACCCGGGCCUUCCUCUAUGAGAAUCUCUCCUUGUGGAUGAAGCAUGUUGCAGAGGACAAGCUACAGUUCUAUGUUACCACGCUGGGCCUGCAGGCCUUCCAAGAAGAUCAUCGACCUCAGCGUCUCUCCCUGUGUUGCUCCGUACUGCAGGGCCUUGCUCAGGCCAUGGCCUUGCCCAACCCGCCCAACGUGUGCUGGGGGGUGCUGUGCUCCACCACAGAGAAGAUCUUUAGCCUCCUUCCUAACCAAAUUAAGGCUGGUGAAGUGGAUUUGUACUUUGGAAUUGCCAAAUGUUUGCGUGAGAUGUCUGAUACUGAGAUUGACCGCAUUGCCAGCGUCACAGAGGCUCAGAUGGAGAAAACCUGCUUUGUCUUAGCUUACCUGGCAUCCCAGGGCAGAAUUCCCCUCCUCGGGCUGAAUGACAUCAUCGCCAGUGUUCUCCGUGGUUGGCCGAGCCACCGAGUGGGCUGGUUUCUUGUGCAUACCUUCUACCAAUGUCGCCUGGCUGCCAGCGUUCACACAGGUGUAAGCAAACGAAUGGAGUGGCUGCUGGAGCUGAUGGGACUCACCCGAAAUGUUGCCUACGGCUCCGCCUCUGUCAUGUGUAUGGACGCCAAACUGGCCACAGACUUCCUGUUUCAAGUUUUUGCCGCCGCUGUCGUUUCCUGGGGUGACCACUCCAUGCCCCUCCUGCUCUGCAUUAGAACCUGUUGGUUCCCAUGGCAACCUAUGUCCAAGCCCAAUGCCUCGCUCCCACACGACCUGUACGGCGAAGAGUCGCUUACAGAACGAACCCUGCCUCGAUGCCUGCUGGGACUGUCGCACAGCCUGCCCCUACUUCUCAACAAAGAACCGUGGAGCUGCCAGUCGCACAAGUUCAUAGAGUUUCUUCUCAGCAUCACGGAGGGACCUGAACAAAGUCUGACGAGCUCAACCAUCAACACAGCCAAAGCUGCUCUUUUGGCCCUAAGCUAUUCUCCAGAGUUCAAGAAGAAGUCAGUGUGGACCAGAGCGUAUGGCUGGUAGUCCACACGCAGAAACACAGCUUCACAACCAUGCAAACACAGUCAUGUGUAAAUAAAAGAAUGCUUCCAUAUAUAUUGUAUCUUUUAGUUUCUAAGACACCAGUCACUUCCUUUUUGUCUUCUUGGUCCACCUCUCCAGCUGAUGUUGUCUCUCCUUCAGCAACUGCCACACUGUGAACGACGCUCCUGACAACAGCAAAGUAUUACAGCAGUGACGGGGUUAAAGAUGCACAAUUAUAUUGUUUUCUUCUUCUUCUAUGAUGAGUCUAGCUUCAUCCUACCGAGAGCAAGAAGAGGCAGGGAGGCUGUGAGGAUGAACUGUUGUUGACUGGGUGAAGAAUCCGUGGAAUUCUGUAUGGCGGAAGCUUCUUGCGCAAUGUCAAGCGUUGCUUGGUAUAUAGUGACCCCUGGAGGACGGGAAGUGGACUACAUCAACAAAGUUGGAAAAUUGACUUUGAUAGCGGAAGCAGGAAAAAGCUGCAACAUUCGCCAACGGCUGUGCUUCCUCAUACUGGCGGCCCAGCAGCCGCAACACUUUGCCCAGUUCGUCACCUGGUACGCCGCAGCUCUGCAAGUAAAAGCCACGAAUCGCCAAAAUUAGAGUGCAAGACGGGCCACUCCAAGCGAGAGGAAAGAGCCAACUCAACUGCUGGAUGAUGCUGUCUGACUCUGGCUCCAUCUUCAGAGGCCUCUGGAAAGUCUGGUCGAGAGGUCCGGGAGAACUUUAUGCUCAACUUAGCCUGAUCAGGCGGCUUCUAUGCCGGAGGGUCUGAUGGGUACCCCGCCUCUCACCCAAAGACAGCUCCAGUGACCCUUGUGAGGAUAAGCGGUACAGUAAACAGACGGCUGCAUGAGGGACAAGUGGAAUUCUUGCUAAAAUGUUUCCGGUGUGGACAGAUCCAAACAACCGAGUGACAGGUAUAACAAGUUUUUGUGCAAUUUUACUCGUAAUUGUGACAAAUAUAGAUUUUUUUUAACAUAAUACGUUCUUCUAAACCACUAUUGGUAACAACAUAUGCUAGCUGCUGGUGUUGUUAUAAAGUAUGUUUUGUUUUUUUUAAUGUAAUCUCAAGCUAGUUGUAGUGUCCCUUUACUAGCUACCAGUCAAGUAGCUAUGUGGCACAGUGCUUUCGUUAGCCACCAUAAAUGGGCGUAGCUUGAAUACAUCCGGGGUUUUUAUACUGUUUCUUCUCCUUUGAACGAAUUGGAACGUUCGAGAAUUAUGACGUUUGCUUCCUGGAAACGUUUUCCAGUCAUAUAAAAUAAAUAGUUUUAACAUCUACUAGGAAGUUAUUUGCAGUAGUUGUUAUGGCUACAUUACUGAUAACAAAAACAUUUUAAUUGGUCUAAAACGUGCCUGUUUUCUUCGUAAGCAACAGUGCCCCCUUGCGUCGCACGCAGCAGGUUAAAAGCCAAUGAUAAUGCCGUAGAAUGCAUACAAUUUGAGAUUUCCUUUAUUCAUAUUCACAAACAAUAGUCGUUUAACCAUCUUUGUAUAAAAAAACCUAAACGGUCCAAAUGAAUUUAACAGAAAAGGCACACAUAUUUGGAAAUAACCAAAGGACCAUCGAUUUCUUACCAAAGUUAAGACAGAAAAUUAAAUUACCUCUGUUAAGAGAACAUUUUUGGCCCUUGAAGUAAACAUCUUCAAAUUAUGCAACACACUAUUAUUGAACAGUAUGUUAUGUGGCAUAAUACUAACAUGAGUGUACUGAACUUACUGAGUGGCGUGCAGUCAGUACCAGCAAGGCCUUCCCUGCUGGCCAAACACUAUCAAAAACACUGACCUACAUUUACGACUUCAUUCUAGUAUUUAUUGCAUGAAAUUAUAUUACGUUAUUAUUUUACAGCCCAUUAUCUUAUUUUGUAUCAUGUGUCUUAGUUGUACAUGUUAAUUUUGGCUGAUCAGAAUACCAAUGUCUUUCCAUACUCUGGUUGAUGUCAGAAAACCUAUUGAUUACCACACAAGUUGUCAGAGCGCUUAAAUGCAUCAUCACAACCACAGUGACACUUAAUUGAUCCUGUUUUGACCUGAAGAAAGAAGAAGACAGGCUUGGAGUUGCUCAUCGGUGUGUGUUUUAUAUAAGCCCAGGAAGGGAUGUGUUCAUUAGACUAGGGGUGAUAACUGAGUGUUGAAAGUGAUGUAUGUCAUUUGUUUUUGUCAUGUUAUUUAAAUAUUGGGUCUGACCUGCUUCAGAUUAUGUAGUCUAUAGUUUUGAAGUUUGUAUAUGUUUAGAAACAAGUAUUGGAAGUAUUGUUGCUGUAGUAAUGGUAUUCAUCUGCAAUGCCAUGCAUUGUUAGUGUUUUUGUAUAUUAUUGGUUUCUACAUUUGUGACGUGAUGGUGGUUACUAAUAGGUUCAUUGGUCAAGCACCAAUAACACAUCAGUCAAAAAGUCAGAGUCAAAAAACACUUGUUGUGAAAUCCCCGCCCCCAGUCAAAAACAAAAACAAAUAUACACAGAAGAUUGUGAAAUUAUUUCUAUACAGCGGCCACUUUAACUUUCCUUAAAUCAGUCUUUCCUCACCUUGAAACCCUGUCUUGCCAAUAACACUCAUUCAAACAAGUCCUGAUGUUCUGGAUGGACCAGGCAUCACACCAGGAUUCCAUGUAAAUGAAAUCAACACAACAGCUUAGCAAGUGCAACCCGCAAACCCCCCCCCACAUCGCAAUUUCUUUUGGAAGCAAACAUGGACGCUGCUUACUAAUAUUUCCUCUUUUCUGACUCCAAGGCAGAACGAGGAGAAGCAGGUUUGAGGGGGGAAGGGAUUAACUGUGGAUGAAGUAGGAUAAGGAAAAGGAAAAAUUCGUGGCAAAUAUUAAAAUGAGCAAUUUAAAUUAAACUAACAGCUGUUUCUUUUAAUGUCCUCUGCAAGUUGCUAACCAGAUGAGAGGAAGCCAAACCUGCAACCUUGUACACUGUACAAGUCAAAUUUUGGGAGACAAAGCAAAAAGCAAAGUAAGGAUCGAUGGCCAAAAUAUGGAGGGUCAGAGGCGUGGUCCGCCCUUAGUGGCCUCUUCUGUUGUAGCGCCUCAAUUGUUCUCCUCGUCGCUGUCGUCGGGGCUGAUAGCUGGGCUGUACGUGGGCGACGUGGGGCUGUAUCCGGGUGAGGUUGGGCUGUAAGUGGAGCCUUUCGGGCUUGUUGGCGAGUAGGUAGGCGAUGUGGGCGAGUACUUGGGUGAAGUUGAGGAAUAUGUUGGGGAAGUGGGGGAAUAUUUCGGGCUGGUGGGCGUGUAAGUUGGAGAGGUGGGGGAGUAGGUGGGGGAGGUGGGGCUGUAUUUGGGUGUAGUCGGGGAGUAAGUGGGUGACGUAGGGGAGUAUUUCGGUGACGUUGGGGAGUAUUUGGGUGACGUUGGGGAAUACUUGGGCGAUGUGGGAGAAUACUUGGGUGAGGUGGGAGUGUAUUCUGGCGAGCUGGGGCUGUAUGAGGGUGAGGUUGGGGUGUAUUUGGGUGAAGUGGGCGAAUAGGAUGGGGAGCUGGGGCUGUAUGACGGUGAGCUGGGUGUGUAGGUGGGCGACUGGUGGGUGUAGCGUGGACUGGAGGGCGAGUAAGAUGGCGAAGUUGGGGAGAAGGAAGGCGAAGUGGGGGAAUAGUUGGGGCUGGUC
Messenger RNA from Doryrhamphus excisus (bluestripe pipefish), 9278 nucleotides. The record is from RefSeq and is a predicted model, not a curated record. Lineage: Eukaryota; Metazoa; Chordata; Actinopteri; Syngnathiformes; Syngnathidae.